CAUGCGCGUGUUUGCCCUCGUCGCUUUGUGCCUGCUCAGCGUUGCAGCUCUGACUAGCGCCAACUAUGGCAUGGGCAACUAUGGCUACUCUAGCUAUGGUUACGCCCCCAUGUCCUACGGAUACGGAGGUGGAAGUGGGUUCGGCGGAGGUAGUGGAGGAUUCGGAAGCCUUUUCUCACUAAUCAUUUUCCUGUUCGUCUUCAUCCUGAUCAUCAAUGUGCUGUUUGGAUCAAUGGGGGGUGGAUACGGCAACGGCGGCCAUAACAAGGGUGGCAGCAGUUACAACAGUGGUGGUCAUAGCGGCAGUGGUUACAACAGUGGUGGUCAUAGCGGCAGUAGUUACAACAGUGGUGGCCAUGGCGGCAGUGGUUACAACAGUGGUGGCCAUGGCGACUGGGGUGAAGCCUACGACUGGUAGAGGAGGAACAUGGAAUUUUGAACGACUAACGACCGGACCGGAUAUGCAUCUUAUUUUAUCUGUAUUGAAAAAGAAAAAAAACACGUUAAUAAAUAUUUUG
Messenger RNA from Mya arenaria, 518 nucleotides. Its product is annotated as keratin, type II cytoskeletal 1-like. NCBI's taxonomy places the organism in Eukaryota, Metazoa, Mollusca, Bivalvia, Myida, Myidae. The transcript has 3 exons. The record is from RefSeq and is a predicted model, not a curated record. Bases 2 to 418 code for a protein of 138 amino acids.